This is a messenger RNA of Telopea speciosissima, 1719 nucleotides long. RefSeq names its product myb-like protein X. The record is from RefSeq and is a predicted model, not a curated record. The transcript has a single exon. The coding region runs from base 98 to 1591 and encodes 497 amino acids. Lineage: Eukaryota; Viridiplantae; Streptophyta; Magnoliopsida; Proteales; Proteaceae.
UCAGCUGGACAAAUUUCUUAUUUUGAUUCCAUUCCAUGUUGUUCUUUGGCUUGGGCAGAGACCAGAUUUUCACAGCUGAGGAGCUGUUGAACUAAACAUGUUUAGGCAAUCACCAAGUAGGAAUCAGAGACCCAAAGGGUUCAAGGUUAAACAUAUUCUCCAAAUAUGUGUAUUGCUUGCCAUUUGCAUCUGGUUGCUUUACCAAGUCAAACACUCCCACGAUAAGAAAAAGGAAUUUGAGAACACUAAAAAAAUCUCAGAGAAGGUAGAAAGUGGGCAUGAAAUCAUUAAACUCGGAAGAAAGGACCUCCAUCCACGUGUGGAGGAAUCAGCUUCGGAGACUGAGAGUCAAAAUGAAGAAGAAACCGAAGAAGAAGAAAACAAGCCUGAAGAAGAUGAAAACAAGCCCGAAGAAACUGAAGAAGAAGGACGAGAUGGUGGAGAUGAUGAGAUAGAUGAACAUGAUCAAGAGAGAGCAGACGAGGAAGCUGAACGUGGAGAAGAUUUCUUUGAUGAAGAAGAAAAGGACAGGGAAGAGAAAGAAAAUGAGAAGGAAGAACAGAAUGAUGAUAGCGGUUCAUCAGAGGAUCAGGAUCGUGAUGGAGGAGACAGGAUUACUCAGGAAGCACGAGAGGAGAAUUAUAAGGGUGAUGAUGCUUCCAGUGCUGUGGUCCGGGAUACCCACGAAAUUGAAGAUUCAGGGGGCUCAAACAUGGAAGGGCAAGUAGAGAAUGUAGGAAACAAUGAGUCAGAGCAGGAAAAUACAUCCCACAGUAUCGAGGAAGUCACUGCCAAUGAGAAUGAUUCAAGCCCAAAGAUGGGAGAAGAUGAAAAAGUUGUUGCUAAUCCUUCUGUAAAUGCUACAGCGACUGAAGAGAAAGUGGGAGAAGAUGAAAAAGUUGAAGUUAACCUCUCUGCAAAUGCUACAGCCACUGAAGAGAGGGGUACCGAAGGAACCUUGUCUGAAUCAGAGCAUGAAACUACUUCUAAUUCAACAUUAACAACAGAAUCCAACAAUCAAAUAGAGGUGAAUGAUGACUCAACAACUGAGACCAUCACUGAUCCAACUCAACGUCAAAAUACAUCAGAGGCAAGUGGAAGACCUACUGGAGGUGACAACUACUUGCAAACUGUUGUAUCGGAGCAGAUAAACUCCAAUACAACAGAUAGGGAGGGGAAACCAGAGGCCAAUACAAAUGUUGCCCUAAACACUGAAAAUUCAGAUGUAGCCACUGGAGAACCAACCGAUGCUUCUGGUAAUUCUAGUUCUGUUGUUCCAGAAUUGCAGGCCAUGGGAGCUAAUGCAACUGCUGGAGCAGAGGAUGGAUCAUCAUCUUUGACCAUAAAUGAGAAUGCUGAAAUGGUUCAGAGAGAAAAGUCUGACAAAACUACUGGAAUGGAGGAAAAUAAGGAUGGCUCCACAUCUUCAAUGACCAAUGAAAAUGAGCAUGCAACUGCAAUUCAACAUGACACCACCGAUGCUUCUGAUUCAUCCAUCCCCCAGGAAGUGAAAGAAACUCGGACAGAUCUAGGAACCUUGCCAGAGAUCAAAACUGAAGGAACGAAUCAUGAUGAUGUGGCAACAGAGUGACAAUAACAGUAAUAGCCCUUUACUUGCUUCUUUUCUUACUGAACUAGAUGAGAAAAUAUGUAAGUUUCUUGCUUGUUUUUGUUCUUGGAACAUUAAUCAGUGUUUCAGGAGGAUGAGUAGGUUGAGUU